Molecule: messenger RNA, 593 nt
Organism: Merops nubicus (carmine bee-eater)
Lineage: Eukaryota; Metazoa; Chordata; Aves; Coraciiformes; Meropidae
Gene: DUSP1
Product: dual specificity phosphatase 1
Exons: 2
Biological process (GO): negative regulation of p38MAPK cascade; endoderm formation; protein dephosphorylation
Cellular component (GO): cytoplasm; nucleus
Molecular function (GO): MAP kinase tyrosine/serine/threonine phosphatase activity; protein tyrosine/threonine phosphatase activity
Source: RefSeq, a predicted model, not a curated record
GGUGGGCCGGUGGAAAUCCUGCCGUUCCUCUACUUGGGCAGCGCGUACCAUGCCUCCCGAAAAGACAUGCUGGAUGCGUUGGGGAUCACCGCGUUAAUCAACGUCUCCGCGAACUGCCCCAACCACUUUGAAGGGCACUACCAGUAUAAAAGUAUCCCCGUGGAGGACAACCACAAGGCAGAUAUCAGCUCCUGGUUUAACGAGGCGAUUGAUUUCAUAGACUCGGUUAAAAAUGAUGGAGGAAGGGUGUUUGUGCACUGCCAGGCUGGCAUUUCCCGGUCAGCCACCAUCUGCCUUGCUUACCUCAUGAGGACCAACAGAGUCAAACUGGAUGAAGCCUUUGAGUUUGUGAAGCAGAGAAGAAGCAUCAUCUCCCCAAACUUCAGCUUCAUGGGGCAGCUUCUUCAGUUUGAGUCGCAAGUCCUUGCCCCCAACUGCUCAGCAGAGGCUGGUAGCCCUGCUAUGUCAGUAUUGGACAGAGGAGCAUCCACCACCACCGUUUUUAACUUCCCAGUCUCCAUCCCCGUUCACACCUCGUCCAGUGCUUUAAGCUACCUUCAGAGCCCCAUCACCACUUCCCCGAGCUGCUGAAA